Arachis duranensis is the source of this 1786-nucleotide messenger RNA. RefSeq lists its product as uncharacterized. Lineage: Eukaryota; Viridiplantae; Streptophyta; Magnoliopsida; Fabales; Fabaceae. The record is from RefSeq and is a predicted model, not a curated record. The coding region runs from base 279 to 1643 and encodes 454 amino acids. The transcript has 7 exons. Gene Ontology annotation, molecular function: DNA-binding transcription factor activity; DNA binding.
CUUUGUCUCUCUCUUCUCUCUCUUAUGAAACAAGUACUAGGGUUUCCACUUUAAUAUUCCAUCAUCAUCAUCAUCAUUAACACUGCUACUUGAUGGUAUAUGCUUCUUCAUGAAUAUAUAGCAUAGUCAACAUCUAUCUUCAUCUGCUCUUAAGUGAGGGAGAUUGACUUUUUUUUUUAGAUCUUUUUUAAAGAACAAGAUCGAUCGAUCAAGAGUUGGAAGCAGCUAUAAUAAGGAGUUGAACUAAAUAAGGAAGUUGAAAGGAAUCAUUUAAUAUAAUGGGUGAGAGAAUUAGUGAAGGCAAAGAAGGGUCUUGUUGUCUAAUUACUAGUCCUAAUAAUGGGAGUAGAAAACGUUCAUUCAUAGACUUGAAUGAAGAAGCUGGUGAUGAUGAGAACAGAAGCAAUAAGAAUGAUAAUGAGAUAUGUUCAUCUUCAUGGCAAGAAGGGAAUUUGAGUAGCAGCAACAACAACAACGCCACAUCAUCAAGCGAAGAAGAAGAAGAAGAAGAAGAAGAUGAUAAGAAUAAUAAUAAAGGAAGAAGAACAAGUAUGGUUAGACAAUAUGUGAGGUCAAAGAUGCCAAGGCUUCGUUGGACUCCUGAUCUCCAUCUUGCUUUUGUUCAAGCUGUUAAUCGCCUUGGUGGACAAGAAAGAGCAACACCAAAGUUGGUUCUUCAGUUGAUGAAUGUGAGAGGUCUUAGCAUUGCACAUGUAAAGAGUCAUUUGCAGAUGUAUCGAAGUAAGAAGCUUGAUGAGUCUGGUCAAGUUUUAUCCCAAAGUAGGGCAAUGCAACAAGGAAGGCAUCAAAUUUUGGAGAUGUACCAAAGAUUAAAUGUACAAGCACACUUUGGGGUUGAUAACAUUAUUAACAGGAGUAGUAGUUAUGUACCAUCAUCAUCUCUCCCCAUUAAACAACAACCAUAUAACAUUAAACCUCAUCAUCAUGCCUCUUCAAGAUUUCAUCCAACUGGGAUUUUCAAUAGUCACAUGAUGACAAGAUCAAGUUCAUUGGAGGACAAAGAUUCAAGGUUAUAUGAAGCAAGCUCACAUCUACUUGAUGUAAGGGAUGCAAUAAUAAGAAGAAAUAAUAGUAGUAAUAGUAAUGGAGCUUUUAGGUCUUGCCAAAUACUUGAACAAGUGAAGUGGCCUCCUCCUCCUCCUAGAGGAACCUUAAAGGAUAAGAAUGAUAAUGGAUCACAAGAAAGUGAGAAACAUGAAACUUUAGUAGCCAUUUCAAUGGAUGACAACAAUACUAGAUUUGGUGCACAACCUUCAUCACAACAAUGGAGCACUACUACCUUGGCUGAUUAUCAAUGUCAUCAUCAUCAAAGAAGUUCUUGCAGUGUUGCCUUCCCUGCUGGCCAUCAUGCCAAGUUAGAUGCUCAGGUACAUGAUCUAAAAAACCAAAUGCAUGAUGAGAAGAAGAAAGGGUCGUCAUCAUCAUCGAGUUUCCUAGAGCUUAAGCUAAGCCAAGACUCAUUAGAAAACCCACAAAGUGAACAAGAAAUCAAUACUAAACUUUCUCUUUCGUUGUUCUCUUCAUCAUCAAAUUCAAGUGAUUACAAACACAAAGAGAAGAAAACCCAGGUUGAGCGUUUAUUUUUACAACAAAAUUUCACACAAAGGAGUCUAUUGGGCUGAGUACUUAUUAGGAUCUGACCAUGUCAAAUAGAGUAGAUCUUUUAAGUACUUGUCUCAUCAUAAGUCAUAACAAACCACAUAGAACAGAAAAUAUUAUUUUUUGUAAUCCGAAUUUUUGGUAUCAAUUAAGUUGACUUCUUUUA